ACAGGGGGACUCUGUCUCAAAAAAAACAAAAAAAGAAUGCCAAGCCAGUGCUAUUUUUUUUAUUAUUGCAAUGUUCAACUGACUCUGAUUUCCAAGGGUCUUUAAGUCUUCUGACAAACUCAAAAAUUUUUAAUUAUAUUUCCCUAUAUACUCUUUAAUCUUUUAAAAUAACUUUUGUGAAACUAAGAGGUUUUUUUUUUUAAGUCAAAUACCAAAAAUAUAAUUCUGAUUGGCUAACACAGGCAAAAUGCAUGUUAAUGGUUGAGGACACCUUUGUUAUUUUUUUUAAAUAUUUUCUGAAGUCAUGUGAACAAAGAAGUAUUUGGAUUUAUGCUUCUUUUAGUUACUGAGCACUUUUUAAAUUAAUCUGGUACCAUCUAAACAGUAUACAAACCUAAUACAUAGGACAUGACGUAUAAUACACAUAUUCAUGCCAACACACAUAAAGACUUGAUGUUAUCAUUUAUUGACUUUUUAAAAGUUAUAUUAUUGGGAUGGUUUUCUUUUUUACAGUCCUAAGCAACCCUUAAUUUUAAAUCUGUAUCUGAAGGUAGAAUUCCAGGUUGUAGCAAAGUGAGAAAUAUACAUCUCAAAAGAGAUUGGUUAUGUAGUUAAUCUGAGUUUGAAUUUCCUGAAGCUUUUUUUUCUCCCUUAACUGAAUAAGUCAGUCAAUUUAAAAGCUCUUGCUCCAGGUUUUAAGACAUUUUUAAUUAUGCUAAAACUUAGAAUAACUGGUCAGAAGUUUACACAUCUUUUCCUGGCUCUAUUGUUCAAGGCCUCUACUAGGAAAAUAGAAACCAGUUUAGUCCUGCAGAGGUCACCAAAGCUGUUACCGGCCACUUAGGCUCAUAUUUGUAGGUUCAUCUGCUCACGGCUGACCAAAUCAAAAGAGGCCAUGUAUUUUGAGUAAAAAAGAAAAAAGAUUUAUGUAAAGCUAGCUCUGAGGAGAUGGAUGGACCUAUUCAUCUCAAAUCACCAUCUCACCCUUUACAGGUGGGCAAGGGUCUUUUGUCUAAGGAACAGAGGGGAGGGGGACCCAGGGAGAUAAUGAGAUUUCCACGUUUGCUUUCUCACUUCCAGCCAUUUAAAGCUCAGCCUCCUUUCUUGUGGAAAACAAACCAGGCUUCUGGCCUCCUGGGGCUGGCACCUGCAUAUUCUGUCACUUUUUUGAGCUGAAGAAAGGAGGGGGUGUUGUUAUGUAAACAUUGUUUUAAAAUAAAAUAACUUUUAAAGUUUUAUUUUGCAGUGCUGGUUACAUCAGGACAAAAUUGUCCAUCUCCACCCCAUAUAUCCAGGCAAGAUCCUUCUAUUUAUUGGGUUCAUUUCAGUUUUCUCCUUGACCUUGAAAUGUGUUCUACCUGUUUUGCUUUUUUUGUUUUGUUUUUUAACUUUUAGAAGGUAGAAUGGUUCAAGCCUCUUAGAAGAGAAAAGUAACCUAUUACUAUGGGGGCUCAGUUACAGAAACAGGCACAGUCAGAAGUGACAGUAUCAAUGUUGCAACACUGGGAAUUUUUACUUCAUAUUAGACUUUUCCAUGCCUGGAGCUAUUUUUCUGGAGUUACAGGAAAGGGGAGUCCCUUCACCUACUUGUUUCAACAGAGUGGCGGCAGCACCACCUCUCAGCCCCACCUCUCUACCCCAGGUGGCCCCAAAUCCCCUUUGAAAGGGUUUGGUUCAGGUAUCAGCAUCACCACCUAUAAGAUUUGAGAUGGAGCAGAGAGGAUGUGGGAGGCUUAAGUCAAGUGUCCUGAGUGAGGCAAGACCAGAUUGUCCCCAGUACAGAGUAGCUGGGAAGUAGCUACCAUAGACUGUCCCGUUUUACCCAAAAUGUUCACCCUAGGCAUGAACUAGACUAUCCAGAGCUCUUGGAUUAGUCAAGGCAUUGAAGAGAAGGCACUGAGUUGUGCCUGGCAGGAAGUCUGGAGUUUCUGGUUUUGAAGCUCAAGAGGUGUAAACCAGGGGCGGGGCCCCAAGUAGGAGGAGGAGGGUAGCUGGGGCAGGGCCCUAGUCAGCUGUGCAAUGCUGCUCAACCAGAGGCGACCCAGAGCGGGAGGAUACCAACAGCCUACUGAAACUCAGGGAAGUAGGAACAUUUCAGCUUUGAUCAUCUAAGACAAUGCUUCAGUUCCAUUUGUCAUUCUGACACCUCUGCUUAUCCUGCAUCCCAGAGAUGGAGUCACUAAUAGGAGUAAAACUCGGCUGCCUGUUUGCCCUGCUGGCUCUCACCCUUGUCUGUGGCCUUAGUCCCAUCUGCUCCAAAUGGUUCAAGAUUGACACAGCUACAGGUCACCACCGCCAAGUCCUCAGCCUCCUGGGCUGUACUUCUGCUGGUGUUUUCCUGGGAGCAGGUUUCAUGCAUAUAACUCCUGAAGCCCUGGAAGGAAUUGAAUCUGAGAUCCAGAAGUUCAUGGAGCAGAACAGAACAAGAGGCAAGGCAGAUUCUUCUAAUGAUGCUGAAUCAGCCUUUGUGGAGUAUCCCUAUGGAGAACUCAUCAUCUCCCUGGGCUUUUUCCUUGUCUUCCUUUUGGAGUCGCUGGCAUUGCAGUGCUAUCCUGGGGCUUCCGGACAAUCAACAGCACAGGAGGAGGAACGGGGUGGGAAUCCUGUCUUCGAUUUCCACAGCCAUGAGUCUCUAAGCUCACCUAAACAGAGUCCCUUCCGGGCCUUCGUCCUCUUGCUUUCACUCUCCUUUCACUCAGUGUUUGAAGGGCUGGCUGUGGGGCUCCAGCCAACAAUAGCAGCUACCAUACAGCUCUGUCUCGCUGUCCUGGCUCACAAGGGGCUCGUCGUGUUUGGUGUAGCAUUGCGCCUGAUAAAGACAGGCACUCAAUCUCGAUGGGCCAUAUCCUCCAUACUGUCAUUAGCUUUCAUGUCCCCCUUGGGCCUAGCCCUAGGGAUGACCGUAGCUGCAGGGGACUCGGAAGGGUGGAAGGGCUUAACUCAGGCCAUAUUAGAAGGUCUCGCAGCUGGCACAUUCCUGUAUGUGACAUUUCUAGAAAUUUUGCCCCGGGAGCUAAGUAGCUGUGAGCCCCCUCUGGCCAAAUGGGGCUGUGUAGCUGCUGGUUUUGCCUUCAUGGCCUUUAUUGCCAUAUGGGCCUGAGAGACUCCUGACUUUUCUGAUGGAUCUAUGUACUUACAAGGAACUCUCCCUAUCCACAAGGGACACCUCCCAGUGGGCUUUGGCCCUCAGGCAUUUUUGUACUAAGAAAUGACAUUCCAUUAGGCAUCAUGUCCAUGGACUGGACUCAAGAUUUACCUACAUGAGAUUCCAUUUCUUACUCAGACUGAGAAAAGAAUGUUGUUUGAAUGCCUGUUAAUUGGAGAAUUGAUAUAAUGAGCAUCACUCCAGAUUUGCCUCUUGUCCAGUUUAUGCUGCUGUGGGUAAUAAAGUGCCCAUUUGACCCCUCCC
This is a messenger RNA of Heterocephalus glaber (naked mole-rat), 3409 nucleotides long. RefSeq names its product solute carrier family 39 member 2 (gene Slc39a2). Gene Ontology annotation, cellular component: plasma membrane. Lineage: Eukaryota; Metazoa; Chordata; Mammalia; Rodentia; Bathyergidae. Gene Ontology annotation, biological process: zinc ion transmembrane transport. The record is from RefSeq and is a predicted model, not a curated record. Gene Ontology annotation, molecular function: zinc ion transmembrane transporter activity.